Messenger RNA from Phaeoacremonium minimum UCRPA7, 1419 nucleotides. RefSeq names its product putative helix-loop-helix dna-binding domain-containing protein. Lineage: Eukaryota; Fungi; Ascomycota; Sordariomycetes; Togniniales; Togniniaceae. Gene Ontology annotation, molecular function: protein dimerization activity. The record is from RefSeq and is a predicted model, not a curated record. The transcript has 4 exons. The coding region runs from base 1 to 1419 and encodes 472 amino acids.
AUGGACCCGAACUUCCUACGACACAUUGACUACUUCUCGGUUCCCAACAACCAGACAAACAAUCGCACAGGAUCAUCAACGACACCAGCGCAGACGUCCAACCUCUGGGACACCACAACUUUGAACCCGGAUCCCCCGACAACCGAGUCGCCAUCCACGGCACCUACCACUCUAUCCCUAGAUUCCUUUGCGCAGCCGUCUACCGCACCGAGCUCCCUUUCCUUCAACAAGAACUCCGCCCGACAGUCCUACAACGGCCUGGGUUCUAGAACAAUUCUACCGACGAGGACACCGAAGCCCAGAGAGAACCGCGACCGGAAACGGACAAAGCUAAGCACUGAUGCGACGCCGUUUGAUAACGUAGACUACUGGAUCCAGUUUGACGAGCAGCAAGAGGCCGGCCAGGACAACGAAAUGUCUAAUUCCAACAAGGGCAAGGAGAGGGCCGUGCAAGGGCAACGGUCAACGAACACCACACAAUCCAUGGACUUUGCGGGAAUAUCUGGCCGGUCAAUCAGGCCGGAGGAUAUGAUUGACGAUAGCGCAUUGGACAAUGCCCUGUCAGAUGACGAAGAUUUCAGCUCCAUGAAUCUCGCCGAUCAGCUGUCCAAGAUCGAGUCUGCGCCACCCUCCGAGGUGCCGCAGCGUGAGGGACUGUAUUCGACGCCAUUGAGCUGGGAGAAGCCCCAGCCCGGUCUGCGGAUGGAUUCUCUUAUAGGUCUGGCAAGUCCAUCUUUAAACGAUGAAGAACAGCGACGACUUAUUGCAAUAGCAAUGAACCCUGGCUCCUCCAUGGGCGGACUGGGAUCAUCUAAUCUGGGUGCGAGCUUUGGAAGCGGGUUUGGUCCAACACUAGGCUCGGGAUUGAACUUUGGAAUGGGUAUGGGAAUGGGCAUGGGCAACAUGCCCAAUUUUACGAAUAUGGGACAAGUCACAAAUGAUGCUCCGCUGCUCAGACCCGAAUCGUUGUCUAGGGGGGAGCCACCGGCCAAGAUGCAGAGGACGAGCACGUCCGCAAGUGACAAGGGCAAGGAAACGAUGAAACCGCCACCCAUGGGAGACCGGACGGCACAUAAUGAUAUCGAGCGAAAGUAUCGGACGAACUUGAAGGACAAGAUUGCCGAAUUACGAGACGCCGUACCGGCGUUAAGCACUAUACCAGAAGGCGGCGUAGACGAUGGCGACGACGACUCAAGUCAACCAACUCGUGGACCAAAAGUUAGCAAGGGUACCGUUUUAACGAAGGCCACGGAAUAUAUCCACUACCUUGAGAAGAAGAACAAGGCUAUCAUGCAGCAACAUAACGAGCUCUCGCGACGACUGCAGGCCUUUGAGCAGCUACUCAACGCCACAGCCCGACCGACAUUCCAGAUGCCAAACUACAGCACGACACUCUUCGACCCAAGAGGUUUCUGUUAA